GAUAAGAAGUAAGAACCUGCUGUGAUUAGUAGAAAAACAGCACGCUGUAAAGUGAAGAAGUGAAAAGUGAAUAAUUUCCUAUCCGUGUGCAGUGGAACUGAACUCUGAAAUUAGUUCCGGUGAAUAAAUUCUUUUGAGCUUAACUAUUGUGUUUCAGUCAUGUCAAAUCCCUGUGUUAUACCAACGAUGGUUCAAGACACCCUUGGCGACGGCAGGUGGAUGAGCCAGCACAAACGAAAUUUAGCGGAAGGUCUAGAACGCGAACCUGAAGUUGUCCUAAUUGGAGAUUCUAUCAUCCACUGUUUGAUGCUCCGGUCAAUUUGGCAUGAUUUGUUUGAACCUUUGCACUGCCUGAAUUUUGGGAUCGAAUUUGAUGAGACUCAGCAUGUUUUAUGGCGAAUAAAUGAUGGUAUUCUUGAUCAUGUGAAACCUAAGGUGGUUGUUGUUCAUGUCGGCACUUACAACACAUCAAACACCCCAGAUCAAAUAUCAGCAGGAAUCUUAGAGAUUGCAAAUGCUAUCAGAUCGAAGCUUCCAGAAACCAACAUAGUUAUAUGUAGCAUCUUGCCGAGAGGUCAACAUGACAACCCACUUAGAAAACUUUACGCAGAAACGAACAAAGAAAUUUGUUCGAAAGUUGCAAAUUUCCCGAAACUGGAAUACAUUGAUAUUAGCAAGGAACUAGUCCAACCGGAUGGUACAAUCAGCCACCAUGAUAUGUUAGAUUACCUGAGACCAACUAAUGCUGGUUACCACAAGUGUUUUGAACCAGUUCAUGAGCUUCUUAUUCAGUUACUCAGUGAACACGAAGUCGAAAGAGAUUUAACUCCAUCGGAGUAAAUUAAAGACUGUGUUUUUCAAUUGAUCCCACUGUUAAAUGUAUCUUAAAUUAUUCCUGUUGAAUCUGUUAGAGCCCAUGGUAAGAUCUUUGGUGUGAUCUGAAUUCUGGCUUCAGAGCAUUUGAAAUGAGAACGUACCGUGCCUCCCGUGAUUAUUUAUUUUACCUUUUAAAAUGAUGAAACGGCGACUUAGAAAUUGGCUCUGGUUUGCUUUUAAGACGUGGUUGCAUAAUCAAACUCUCAAUCUAUCUGGAAGCAUAAUGAAUGUGUUUGAUGAAUCCUCCCCCCCCUAUCCUCCCUAUCCCUGAUCUCUAUGAUCAUUUAUCUUGAUAAAUUGUCAAAUAAAGUUUUAGAUCAUUCAGCUUCCUCAUCAAUUGCCUAUGAGUGCAACCUGAGUUUCAUCAUCCAACCAGGUCUUUUCACAAACCGCAGUUUUAAGCCAACAAAGAAUUGAUGCUGCAAAUUUCAUGGAAAGGUUCAUGCGACUUUAUUUUCAUGCAAAGUAUCCUCCAAAUUAUUUAUUGUUAUUUUCUCCCAACAAGAAUGAAUUCUACUCGAAAAUGGUCGAAUCAUUGCCUUUUAUGGCAGUCCAAACCUAGAGACCAAUUUUGAUCAAUCCUUUCAUCAAGUGAGAAUCGAACAAUCCUGUAUAAACGUACAAUUCUCUCGCAAGAAGUCUUCAUUGUAACUGAUCAAGGACCCCAUCUCAAUUCUGUGCUUGUCUUAAAUUCUACGACUUCCUCUCAGGAUGAUUUAGGAUUGUAUGAAAGUUUUUUUUAUUUAAUUUUCUUUCUCAUGUUGCAAUUCUAGUUUUUAAUCGCUUAGUUUUCAUUCGUUGAAAUGGCUUACGUCUAAGAACAAAGUGCAUUAUCCUCACCCUUUUUUAUUUUUUUGUUCCUGCUUUUAAUUUAUUAUUUGUAUUUAAGUAUGUAUAUUAUAUUCUGUAUAAUUUUGUGGGUUGUACCAACCGAAGCAUCAAUGUAAAAGUUGAAAUGUUUCCCUUAAAAUAAGGGAGUAUAAAACGCACAAUUGUAUUUCAACCGAUUUUUCUUACUUCCUCUUCUCAGGGGAUUCCAAAGCUGGUCAAACCAACCUGUUAAAUAUUGCACCAAGUAUGUCCGUAUUUUCAGUCAUCUGUCACUGUCAUGAAAAUUUUGAGAUACCAUUGCUGCUAGCUUUACACAACAAUUCCUAAAAUGAAGACAGGGAUUUCUUAGAAGAAAGAUAUUAUUUUCCAUUCAAAUAAUUUUAACAUUGAAUGCAAUAUAUUUUCACUGAGAACAUCCUACCUUUAAUUCUUUGACUUCUCUAAUCCAAUUAGAUAAAUAAGAUCAAAUCAGCUAACAGAAAUACGUUUUAAAAAUUUGUAUAAAUGGCAUUAAUCUGAAAAUGUAUCUGUAGAUGUAAUGAUUACAUUGUAUCCUAUUUUGACCAACACA
This is a messenger RNA of Bemisia tabaci, 2278 nucleotides long. It is a transcript of the gene Paf-AHalpha, whose product is annotated as Platelet-activating factor acetylhydrolase alpha. The record is from RefSeq and is a predicted model, not a curated record. NCBI's taxonomy places the organism in Eukaryota, Metazoa, Arthropoda, Insecta, Hemiptera, Aleyrodidae.